AUGGCAAAGUUUUACGGAUACGUGACUCUGGACAUCAUCGCAGAUCUUACGUUUGGGGAAUCCUUCUAUGGUUUAGAGGGCGACAAUGAGCACUCCUGGAUACUGGGCUUCUUCCUCGGCGCAAAGUUUGGCUCGGUGAGAAACAGCCUGAGCCGCUUCCAUCCCAUCGACAAGAUUUUCGGAUGGAUAUUCCUUCGGUUGACGGCGAAGAACAGGGCGCGCAGCUGGCAAGUCGCAACGGACAAGAUCUCGCGUCGAUUGGAUAUGGGGGAUUUGGGUCCGUCGAGAUCGGAUUUCAUCACGCCUGUUGUUGGGAGGCUGGACGAGACGCAGCAGAAGGGUAUUACAAGGAAAGAGCUGAACACAAACGCACUUGCCGUCGUCAUUGCUGGGUGCCAAUUGACUACUGUGGCAUUGGCCACGUCCACUUAUCUUUUGAUGCGCUACCCCGAGACUUUGAAGCAACUUACAAAAGAGGUCCGGGAGAGCUUUGAGUCAGAGGCCGGCAUCACAGUUCUUUCCACUAUGAAUCUACCAUAUCUCACGGCUGUUAUCAAUGAAACCCUACGCAUCCAUCAUCCCACGCCGAUCAAUCUUCCGAGAGUUAUCCCUCCAGAAGGCCAAACGAUUGAUGGCCAUUGGAUUCCGGGAGGGAAUAUCAUCGGCGUAAAUUUGCAAAACAUCCAGAACGAUCCCAACAACUGGGUAGAGCCUCGCGUUUUCCAUCCUGAAAGAUUCCUGCCCGAAACCGAUUCGAGAUACCGGAAACGUUUCGAUAAGGAUGAUAAACAGGCUUUCCAGCCGUUUUCGGUGGGUGGGCGGAAUUGUAUGGGUGGGAAGGUCUUCCUCGCAGAGGCACGAAUGAUUCUCUCAAAGAUGGUCUGGAACUUUGAUCUUGAGAUGGCUGAUCCUAGUGAUGGGAACUGGAUGGAUCAGAAGGCUUACCUCGUCUUUGAGCCCAAGGCGUUGAUGGUCAAGCUGAAGGCGAAGGCUUUAGUGUAG
Messenger RNA from Letharia columbiana, 1002 nucleotides. RefSeq lists its product as uncharacterized. The transcript has 3 exons. Gene Ontology annotation, molecular function: iron ion binding; heme binding; monooxygenase activity. Lineage: Eukaryota; Fungi; Ascomycota; Lecanoromycetes; Lecanorales; Parmeliaceae. The record is from RefSeq and is a predicted model, not a curated record. The coding region runs from base 1 to 1002 and encodes 333 amino acids.